Molecule: messenger RNA, 1926 nt
Organism: Sycon ciliatum
Lineage: Eukaryota; Metazoa; Porifera; Calcarea; Leucosolenida; Sycettidae
Exons: 11
Coding region: 146-1606 (486 amino acids)
Cellular component (GO): extracellular region
Source: RefSeq, a predicted model, not a curated record
CACUGCUUGCAGUACAGUGCAUUGCAAACGGUCUGUUGGUCGUGGUCUCUUGCAGUGAAAGUUGAGUCCACUGUGGGUGUGCACCGAGAUCAGUCGAGAGGGUUGUUGGCAGAAACAAACUCGGCCUCGAGGAUCUCUGCUGAACAUGAAGUUCAUUCUCGCUAUCCUGAUCUGCGUCGCUGUGUGCCAGGCGAGGCCGCAGAAUGAUGACCAUCGCCAUCAUGACCAUACUGAGUACAACAAGUCUGCACCUUGUGUCGGCAAAUGCUCAGAACCGGGACCUGUGACCUUCCACAUGGCGCAGGUGAAGAAGCUGAAAGAGAAGGCCUAUGCCGAAUGCCAUGCUGAGGGAAAGUGCCCACUGAAUGAGCCUUCGAUCCGUCAACGAUCACCGUGUGUAGAUGGCAAGAGUGCUGGCCAGUAUGAGUGUUCCAACGUUGACAUGAUGUCGUAUGUUUCCCUUCGUGACAUGGGGAGCUCUGGUGAUGGUAACGACAUCUGGGGAUGGACUGACGAGCCCGAACCCGGUGUUCGCUUCGAGUACGCCAUUGUCGGUACGCAUGACGGCACUUCAUUCGUGGAUGUGACCAAUGCCGAGGAUCCCACCGUCCUUGGCUUUCUACCUACACACACUAGAAACAGCAUGUGGAGAGACGUCAAGGUCUACGAGAACCAUGCGUUCAUUGUCAGUGAGGCCAGCGAUCAUGGAAUGCAGGUGUUCAAUCUGCUUCGCCUGCGUCAGCGGCCACCAGCCGGCACUGUACCACGCCUCAAAGCCGAUGCCCACUACGGCAAAGUCGGAAACGCACACAAUAUUGUGAUCAACGAAGAAACCGGCUAUGCUUACAUUGUCGGUAGUGAGCAAUAUUGGCAUUUAGAAUACAUCCCUUGCGCUGGUGGACUGCACAUCGUGGACAUCCGUGAACCGCUCUCCCCACGCUUCUUGGCAUGUUAUGGACGCGACUAUUACACUCACGAUGCCCAGUGUGUCAUCUACCAUGGACCGGAUGUGCGUUACUAUGGCAACGAGAUCUGCUUUGCCUACAACGAGAACACACUGACUAUCAUCGACGUCACCAACAAGAAGAACAUGGUCAUGCUGUCGCGUACGAAGUACAAAAAUGUCGCCUACACCCAUCAGGGUUGGUUGACGGAGGAUCACGCCUACCUCAUCUCGAAUGACGAACUCGACGAGAAGUACGGGAAGGUGCAGCACACUCGCAGUCUGCUCUGGGAUGUCAAGAACCUGCAAGCACCUGUUCAUUACAGCUCGUUCAUGUCCACGGAAAAGGCCAUCGAUCACAACCUCUACAUCCGCGGCAAUCUUGCCUAUGAGACUAACUACUGCGCCGGGCUGCGCAUUCUGGACAUCACAGACAUGGCGGAGGGCGCUGAGCAAGUUCGUGAAGUUGCUUACUUCGAUGUUGCCCCAGAUUGGGACUCGGUUUCUUUCCACGGCUCGUGGAGCAGCUAUCCGUUCUUCGAGAGCGGCAACGUCAUUGUCAGCAGCAUCGAGCGAGGCCUGUUUGUCCUGCGCCCCAACCACGAGGCCAUCAAGAGGCUGCAGGAGGAGGCGAAAUUGAAGAGGAAGGCAAUUUCCCACUAAUCAACUCCGCGCUCAGACACAUCAUCGGGAUAUCACAAAAACAUCCCUAUUUUUAAAGUACUUUGGAUGUGUUUUUCAAGAUCUUUCACAUUUUCCCUAAAUUCUCUAUUCAGCUUGCUCUCCCGUGCUCUUUGAUAAUGCUUUGAAAACCUUUUUGUCACUAGAAUUUUCUUCUUAUCGGAUUUGGUUCCCUGGCUUCAGUGAGAUAAAAGGAUGGUACAUAAUGUGUAUGGUGUUCCUUUUCUGGUAGAGGAUGAUGCGCAAUUCAUUAGGUUGCUGUGAGAAAACCAAGACCUGCAAGAUGUGCCAAGGGAAGAAUA